AUGAUUUGCAGUGCAAACAACGACAAGUUUCAACAGGAGAGGCGCAGCUACUCAAAUAUGGAAGAUAGUAGCCUACUAACCCUUAUGAGACGCCCUUUACCGCCUUUGGAAGCACCGAGUUCUUCCCCUUCCAACGCUCCUGUUCGUCCGGUGAUGUCGUUUGAGAUUCCGUUCGACGAUCCAAGGAUGGAACCUUUGCCCUUGAGACCUCAAUGUGAAGAUACCUAUGAUGAGUCUCCCAGGCAAUCAAUAUUUGAUUCGAUCUUCUGGACAGAGGAUUUUUCUGGCGCUUCCUUCAAGGAAGAAAUGAAGAUGUCAAAGAAUCACAAAAUCAGCCUUGGACAGCAGGGCCAGGUCAGAAUAGCAGAUUCCAGCAGAAGCUCCGAAGCCCCUUUCUUCAAUCAAAGCCAAUUCCUUUGCAAGCGCAAACGGACGAACGAGACACAGCCUGUUGAUAAAGAAGAAACUACAGCUCGAUUUCGUCCAUACCAAGAGAAGCAAUGGCGAGCUCAAUUCCAAAAGCUGAUCGAAUAUAGCAUGAAGAAUGGACACUGUUGCGUUCCUCAUUCCUACAAAGAAGAUCCUAUGCUUGCGAGAUGGGUCAAGCGACAAAGAUACCAAUACAAAAAGUUCAACGAUAACAAUCCUACAUCCACUAUGACCACUCGUCGCAUUGAAGACCUCGAAUCUAUUGGCUUUAUCUGGCACUCGCAUGCUUCCGCGUGGCAAGAAAAAGUCAAUGAUCUCAAGGCCUUCAAGCAACGAACGGGUCAUUGCAACGUCCCGUCUCACCAUCCAGAGAAUCCUGGGCUUUCCACUUGGGUAAAAUGUCAACGUCGCCAAUACAAAUUGUACAUCUCUGGGUCUUCUUGUUCGGAUGUGGCAACUCAUCGCUUCCAAAUAUUGGAAUCUUUGGGUUUCGUGUUUGAACCGCAACUUUCCAAACGAGGAGGGAUAGUUGAACAGGAUGCAACUAGUUCAAAGAAUCGAAAGAUUUAA
Cylindrotheca closterium is the source of this 999-nucleotide messenger RNA. The record is from the annotation of a GenBank genome assembly. NCBI's taxonomy places the organism in Eukaryota, Bacillariophyta, Bacillariophyceae, Bacillariales, Bacillariaceae.